AUGGAGAGUGCAAUCACACUGUGGCAGUUCCUGUUGCAGCUGCUGCUGGACCAGAAACAUGAGCAUCUGAUCUGCUGGACCUCCAACGAUGGUGAAUUCAAGCUCCUCAAAGCAGAAGAAGUGGCCAAACUGUGGGGCCUCCGGAAGAACAAAACGAACAUGAACUACGACAAGCUGAGCAGAGCCCUUCGAUACUAUUAUGACAAGACACCAAAUGGAUUGCUUCUGACCCCGAGUCCACUGCUAUCCAGCAUACAUUUCUGGAGCAGCCUUAGUCCAGUUGCUCCACUGAGUCCUGCCCGGUUGCAAGGGCCAAACACGCUGUUCCAGUUUCCAACACUGCUUAACGGCCACAUGCCAGUGCCAAUCCCCAGUCUGGAUAGAGCUGCUUCUCCAGUACUGCUUUCUUCGAACUCUCAGAAAUCCUGAUGACAUCUGGCCACAGUUAAAGACUUAUUAACUGAUGAAAUAAAUUUGUCCCCAUGGGCUAGUUUACCUGUGUCAUGAGAAGGACGUUGUGAAACCCUGUUAAUUUGGUUUGCACUUUUCAUAACAUGGAUGGUCUAGAUUUAUGUUAGCAUUUUUAAAACCUUUUUUUAUAUUCAAGUAUAUAUGAAGAUCUGUUUGGCAUUAAGUGAUUUUUUAAUGUUUUUGUUUUUAUAUCCUCUUAGCUCUUAAGUGUUGAACACUGUUGACAGUGAAGAACUUUUCUUAAUGGUUUUCAGUGUAACUAAUAAGGAUGUGAAGCUUUUCUUUCUAAUUCCGCAUAUGCUGAACUAUGCUUAUAGACACUAUAACCAGCUGUGCCUUCCUUUGCAUUUAGUUUUAUGUAAAUGGUUUAUAUAUUUUUUAGUAUUAAGAGAAAAUGUUUGGAAGACAAAAAUUAGUAUCAAACAGCUCUCUAGUAGAAUCAUUAUUUUUCACAAGUAGGCAAAAUGAAAGCUUAUUCAUAUUUUUCUUUUUCGCUUUCAAUUGUAUAAGAAUUGCCUUAGAACCUCUUUUGAACUGAAGUUCAGUAAAUGUCCAAUUUCAUGUUUUUAUAAAAGAAACUAAGCCAUAUUUAGAAAAUAAACAUUCACAAAAGAAAAUGUUCUAAAGUGCAUUUUUUAAAAAAUGAAGUUUGAAAGGCUAGCCACCUAGCUGUUUACAAUCUUUUAGACUCCUCCCAAACAAAAACCUGAGAUGGAAAUCUACAUCAAGUUCACUCUACCCAUUCCCUUGGAAUAUAUCCUAUGUAAGCAUAUUCUUAUUUCAAAAAAUUAGCUGUGGUUCUCCCAGUUUUCCAUAGCAAAUCACACCCCUGAUACAUUUCCUGUAUCAUCAUGAGUUAGGGUUUCACUAAACCCCUAGAACUAUAAUUAACAUUUAAACAUCCUAUGGUUAGGAAGAGGCUCACAGACUGGUUGAUGAACACAACAAUUCUGUAACAUCAGGUAUCUUCAGGUGUAUAAGGCAUAGCCUUGUUUGUGGAAACAGAGGCAGGAUACACUGCUUUAUGUAUUAACUAAGUUUAUAGUGAGAAUGAAGGAAAUUGGAUAUAAGAAAUAUGUAACUCUUCAGGAACCUCAUUGUGGAACUGAACUACAUUUGGAGCACUCAGUAGUAAAUUCUUUUGCGUAGUGUAAAGCAGUGGUAACAGAAACAGCAGGGGCCACUCUUAAGGCAUUGUUCUGUACAUGAAGUAGGAAAGUUCUAAUGUGAAGAGACCUGGAAAGUGCCCAGUGCUUUCAAGAUCAGAUUAUCACCCUUAACUGUAAGUAACAAACCAAUUUGAAAUGUGGCCAAAUAACUGAUUCCACAGGUGUUAAAUGGCAAAAUUAUGAAAAAGGUGUAAAAAACAAAGCUUGUAAAAGCAAACAUCUCUUGAAUUUUCGAAGAAUCUAAAACUUUGUUAUAAUGCUUAAAAUCUUGAGAUUUUUCCAGUGGAAUUAAGUGUCUGUGUAUGGGGAUGUACAAAUCUAUAAUAUACACUUUUGGAUAUAAAGUAAAUUCCAAAAUCCAGACACUAGUGUCACUUCCACAUAAACUGAGGAUAAUUCUGUACUAAAAUAAAAUAGCUGGUACAGGGAACUAAUAUUUACCAAACAUGAAAUGUUAAAGGUAGAGGGGGCCUUUGAGAAUGCUCCUUACCACGGUUUCCAGAUAAGGCAAUUACACAGAAGCAACUGGGAGUUGCCUAAGGUCACACAGCUCAUUAAAGGUAGAACAAAUGAUUGGUGCUCAGUCCAGUUCUAUUUUCCCAUGCCUAACUAUAAGUAACUACUGGCCCAAAUCUGUUAGGUAGAAAAAAAAGAUAAACCCAAGGAAGUUAAUCAAUGUACAAAAAUCUCAACCCAAAAUAUUUUUAAAUGUAUAUGCUGAUUGGAAAUACUCUAAUGACUAUAAAUCUGAUUCUUGUAUUUCCUUCCUUGAAAUACUAUGAUUGACAUACAUUCUAGCUCCGUUUUUAGAAAUGGAAAAACGCCAUACAUUUUAUGGAUCAAAAAACUCACUAGGACACAGAUACAGAACUGGAGGUAUUGAAGUAUAACUCUUAUAGCUCUGCCUCAUUGUGUGUGUGUGUGUGUGUGUGUGUUUUAACAAUUUUAGUCAGAAAAUAGGUUUCAAAGGACAUAUUAAAUAACUUUUUUUCCUUUUUAUAUGUCUGUUUCAUCAGUGUUAAUCUGCUAUGGCUAAGGUUUUAUAGAACUAUAACCUAAAUGUUGUUCUCUUUGUACACAUCUUUUCUAUGAUGCAUAUCUUCAUUCACGUUCAUAUAUGUAUCAAUUUUAUUAUAUUAUUUUUGUUCAAUAAAUACUUUGUGAUAAAAGG
Messenger RNA from Leptonychotes weddellii (Weddell seal), 2811 nucleotides. The record is from RefSeq and is a predicted model, not a curated record. Lineage: Eukaryota; Metazoa; Chordata; Mammalia; Carnivora; Phocidae.